AUGGCCCCCAGAGUUUGCCUGUUAUGUUGUCAAGCGGUGAAAUGGGGGCCGGUUGUAUUCAUUGCUUCCAUCAUUGGCUGGUCGUAUUAUGCCUAUGUCGUGGAAAUGUGCAUUAAUACUGCUGAAACAGCUGAGAAAAUUGUCUUCCUGUUACUGUAUCAUCCAAUAGUGAUUCUGUUUUUGUGGUCCUAUUAUCAGACCAUAUAUACCAAGUUUCAGGCUGUUCCAAAAGAGUUUUACUUGAACCAGUCUGAGUGGCAGCGUUUAGAGUCAGAGUCCAAUGAGAAUAUCCAAAAAGAUCAGCUGAAUAACUUUGCCAGGAAACUACCAAUCCAGAACAGAACUAUAACAGGGUUCCCAAGGUACUGUGAAGUAUGUAAAUGUGUCAAGCCUGACAGGUGCCAUCAUUGCUCGGUGUGUUCAACGUGUGUUCUGAAGAUGGAUCAUCACUGCCCAUGGGUGAACAACUGUGUUGGCUUUCACAACUACAAGUUCUUUGUUCUUUUCCUUGGAUACGGCUUGCUCUACUGCGUGUACAUAGCAUUAACAUCACUCAAGUAUUUCAUCAAGUUCUGGUCGGCAAAUGGCAGUAGAAGUGUGCAACAGUUCCACAUCCUGUUUCUGUUUUUUGUGUCUGUCAUGUUCAGCAUCAGCCUUGUCACCUUAUUUGUCUACCACAUUUUCUUGACAGCACACAACCGGUCCACUCUAGAGUCUUUCCGACCUCCAGUAUUUCAAAAUGGACCUGAUAAAAACGGCUUCAGUUUAGGAACAAAAGCAAAUUUUGCUGAGGUCUUCGGAUACAGGAGAUUACAUUGGUGGCUGCCCAUCUUCUCCAGCCUAGGUUCUGGGGUGACAUUCCCUACCCAGACUGUGGACCUUGACUCCGAGGAUCUGCUGGGCCAGAGACAGCGAUGGAUGGAAGAGGGCGAAAAUGUUGACCGUCAGUGA
Molecule: messenger RNA, 951 nt
Organism: Candidula unifasciata
Lineage: Eukaryota; Metazoa; Mollusca; Gastropoda; Stylommatophora; Geomitridae
Source: the annotation of a GenBank genome assembly